Molecule: messenger RNA, 963 nt
Organism: Agrilus planipennis (emerald ash borer)
Lineage: Eukaryota; Metazoa; Arthropoda; Insecta; Coleoptera; Buprestidae
Gene: PTPMT1
Product: phosphatidylglycerophosphatase and protein-tyrosine phosphatase 1
Exons: 5
Coding region: 217-783 (188 amino acids)
Biological process (GO): protein dephosphorylation
Molecular function (GO): phosphatidylglycerophosphatase activity; phosphatidylinositol-4,5-bisphosphate 5-phosphatase activity; protein tyrosine/serine/threonine phosphatase activity
Source: RefSeq, a predicted model, not a curated record
UCUAACCUUACAUAAUAAUCCUACUAACCUUUUCUUUUUAAAUGUAAAUUAUUAGUCAAAUAGAUGUAAAUUACAUGAUUUAAUCUUUAAAUGCAAAUGACAUGGAUAUGAGAUAACAUUUAGGAAUAGUGAUGAAGAAAAAUAACAUUUACUUUCAUUCUCUUGGGAGGACUUUUAGAAAGCAGACUGGACAAAAAGUGUAGCUAAUCCUUCAAAAUGUUUGCGAGAUUAUCAUUUUAUCCCACGUUAAUGUAUAAUUUGAUAAUGGAAAGAAUUUCUUCCCGAAAUUGGUACGACAGGAUUGACGAUUUUGUUAUCUUGGGAGCCUUACCAUUUCCAUCCAUGACUGAACACUUGGUAGAAAACGAAAAUGUUAAAGCUGUAAUAUCAAUGAAUGAAGACUACGAAUUAUGGUUUGCUAAUGAUGGGAAUAAAUGGAAAGAAGCAGGUGUUCAGUUUCUUCAGUUGCCCACAAUUGAUUUUUUUCGAACACCUUGUCAAAAUAAGCUUCAGGAAGGUGUGCAAUUCAUGAACGAAUUUAUUGCAAGAAAUGGGGAAGUGAUAAAUGGUAAUAAACCAACAAUUUAUGUCCAUUGUAAGGCAGGUAGAACAAGAAGUGCAACACUUGUUGGAUGCUAUCUCAUGAGGAGGUAUUCUUGGCCUCCAGAGAAAGCAGUUCAUUUUAUGAUUGACAAAAGACCUCACAUACUGUUGGGUGGUAAACAGUGGAAAGCACUUAACACAUUUUAUCAGGAAAAUAUCACUUCACAAACAUCAGAUUAAUAAAUAUGUGUAUUAUUUAUUAUAAAUUUAAAUAUUUAACUAAACACUUGUCUUCCAUUGUAUUUGUUUUAGCAUAAUUCCCUUAGUAAGGUACUGUUAUUGUUUUAAACUUAUAUAUUAUAUAAGAACAGUUGUGGUAGUUUUAAACAGUUAUAGAUCCAUCACAUUGAUGGAUUAAAU